UCAACCCUCGAUGCUACUGGUAGGGAAAACUUGUUUUCUACUCAAAUCAACCCUAAUGAAUUGACUUCUACGAAUGUUUCUCAAUCUGGCUGCAGUAAUUUACUUGAAACAACCUCCUCCAUCACGGUUCCACAAAAUGAAAAAAUUCCUGAACCAGAGCUAUCAUCCCAAUCAAAUAUGCUCCAUUCUGGGGAUUUAAUGUGCCCACUUAAGCCAGAAAUCAUUGAAAGCUUGUGCCAAAUUGUUACCUCUCCAAGGACAACGGAGACUGCCCGCAAUUGGGCAUUCCAUCUUAUCACUGAUUUAGCUCGAGCAAGUAAAUCUAUGCAGCUACUGAUGCUUAAGCUUCUACGUUCAGCCACUGCUCAGUUACUUCCCAUAAUAUCCAAACAACUCGAUGUAAGCUCUGAUAUUUCUUGA
This is a messenger RNA of Protopolystoma xenopodis, 420 nucleotides long. The record is from the annotation of a GenBank genome assembly. NCBI's taxonomy places the organism in Eukaryota, Metazoa, Platyhelminthes, Monogenea, Polystomatidea, Polystomatidae.